GUGUAGUCCACGUGGCUAAUUAACAACCGUUUUACUCUAAUUAACGCACGUUACAAGGAAACAAACAAAAAAGCGAUCGUCUGGUUGCCAACUACUACAAAGCUUCAGGCCUGCAGUUUUGUAGUCAACCUAGUCGUCUGAUAUACAGGGAUAGUUGUUGAGAGAUCUCUACACUCGAGAUGGAGAAGCUGGGAGGCGUGCCCGGGGCGGGCGGUGCCGCCGGCAGGGAAGACGAGCUGGAAAGCCUUGGCUUGGGACUGUUUGACGUGGACGUGGAUCUUGCCGAGUGCUUCGAGAACUGUCCCGAGUGGAACGAUCCACUGUUUGACACUAGUGUAUUGGACGACCUGAGAGACUGUCUGUCUGACGACCUUUGGUCAUCACCUGACCUCCAGCUACUUACAGAGGGAGAUGGUGGAGCUCAGACUGAAAGCCAAGCUCAGGCUGGCCCCGGUUUCAUUGCCACCUCACCUCUCUCCCCUGAGAGUGCCCUCAGUCCUACACCCUCUGUGGCCUCCUCCACCCUCUCCUUCUCUUCCUCUGACAUCCCCUACUCCUCAGAAGAUAAGAUAGGAGGAGGAGCUGUGUAUACUGUAUAUACCAACUUUGUGCAUUGUUUGAACAGUCCUUUGUUUACUGGUGUUGCUCUGACCGGAGUCACUGGUGCCGCUGCUGCUCAGAAUGGAAUAGUGCCCACGCAGACCCCUGCAGUUAUGGAUGGGCAACAGCAGGCCACAGGUUGGAACGUGCCACAGGCAGCUACAAGUCCUGCAGCGGUGCAGGUACUGAAGAGUGGAGAGGUGGUUCAUAUGAUGAAGGUAUCUCCUCAGCCAAUGCAACAGAGUGCAGGUGUACUGUGGAGCCCGCCUCCUGACCUGACUCCUCCUCCUUCUGUCGGAUCGCCACCACCAGCUCAGUCCAACACUGGCCUGCCUCCUGUGGCUGGGGGUGCCACCACCGCAGCCUCCACCUCUGUUACUCCUGGUGCUGGAGCCAGUGGUGGAGUCUCUAGGAAGAGGCAGCACCCUGACUCUGCGGCCGCUGACCGUCAUACCCUCGAGUCUCUGGAGAAGAAACUGCAGGAGCUGAGGAGGCUGUACACUGCCAUGCCUUGUCCACCACUGCCACCUGUACCUUCAGUCUGUAGCUGCCCUGCUAUCAAUGACACCAGCAACUCUACUGCUCUCAGACUGUUGAGUGAGGAGAUGACCGAGUGCUUCAAGUGGUACGAGCAACACCAUCCACGAUGGCUGCAUCCCAACAGAGACACACAGACUGACACACAGACUGAUAACUCUCUUGCUGUUGUAGUGAACUCCAAUACUGCAAGUCUGCUAAGAAGCAGUGGAGACUAUCAGAUAACAGAGCUUCGCGACAUGCCAAUACUCUACAAGUCCUUCAAGAAGUUCUUCACCAGGAAACUAGACACUUUUUACCUUAUUUCUUUCAAGGACCAUUUGUUGAUGAAUCGCUCCACUGCACAAUGCCACAGAACCUCCCAUCCUCUCAGUCAUCGUCCCCACGCAAGGUUUCUCCCACGAAGACACGUUUCCCAUGCUGCAGAUGGACUUCUCUCCACGGACGGGAAAUGCUUCCCUUGUACCAACCGCCGUCAAAGUACGCAGGGGCGCUUUUUGGGUCAAGUAGGAAUUGUUCUGAAUACGAGCGACCACGAAGACCUCAUCAACACUGCUCUACCUGACUACAACCCUACCGCCUGUCUGUUGGAGAGUGACUCUGAGGAAGAUGAGACUGAGGAAGAGAGUAGUGCGCAGGAGGACGAGGCUGCAGUAGAUGCUUCAGGCAUUCCUGGAUGGGACAGGGUGGACGACCUGGCAAAGGCUCUGGCCGAGCUGGGCAGGAUGGCCUAG
This is a messenger RNA of Geodia barretti, 1871 nucleotides long. The record is from the annotation of a GenBank genome assembly. NCBI's taxonomy places the organism in Eukaryota, Metazoa, Porifera, Demospongiae, Tetractinellida, Geodiidae.